UCCAAACCUUAUGUUUUUAUAUUUAAGUUGCCACCAACCACAUUAAUCUUAACACCAUCAAAAACCUCCUCCUAAAAACUUUCUUUUGGUGCAACAGCAAAACAAGAAGCUACAACAAUGACAAUGGGGAACACUGAGAUGAUGGAUAGAGAACAACCCCAUGAUUCUCUUCCUAGAGUUGGGGUGAUGACUGAUAUCAUCGCCACAGAUCUUCCAGAAAAUAUUACAAUCAAUGUUAGAUCACUCUUAUGUAUCGUCAAAGAUAUCUUAAAAUACGCAAUUUCACCUAGUGAUCUGGAGGAACAACCAGAAUUUGAUCUUCUUCGGGGCAUGAACAACAAUCCUCGAUUACUCAAAUUAUUGGCACACGAUAUCCUACGAAUCAGAACCGAGAUAUUGUGCUACACUGAGAGCGGAGAUCCAUGGGAAGAACAAGAGGUGGCUAAGAGAAUAUUCAUAACAGUGUCUAGGUAUUCAUGGGAAGUAAAGUUGGUGAUGGUACUAGCAGCAUUCGCCGUGAAUUAUGGUGAUUGUUUGCUCACCUCUCAACUUAAUAUGGUUAACCCCAUGGCUACGUCGAUAUCAGUUCUUAAGCAGCUACCAAUUGGCUUAUCGGUUCUUCAUCAUAAUGAGCAAAACAUUAGUAGUAGUAGUACGAAUACCAAAAAAUCAUCAGAAACAGAGUUGAUAAACGCCAUAAGUAAGCUAAUUCAGUCGAUUCUAAGCAUAACAGAAACAAUAGUGGAGUUUUUCGAGCUACCUGCUGGAUAUAUCACGGAUGAUGACUCUUCAUCCUUGUCGAGGGCCACCUUACUGAUUCAACCUGCUGUUUAUUGGACCAUUCAAUGCAUAAUGGCUUGCAUUUCUCAGUUCAACGGCCUCCUGAUAGUCUCUGACCAAAUGAUGGAGCCCUGGGAAUUUUCAUUACCGUCGUGGGAUCACAAAAUUGACAGAAUACAUGGAAAUCUUAGCCAUGAAAUCAACAGUUGCCGCCAAGAAAUAGAACAUAAAAAACACAAACAAGUGCAUGAAAAUCUCGUCGAACUCUUUCGAACAACCCAAGCUUACAACACGAAGAUUCUCAAGGCAUUACUUUGCACCAAGGAUGCCCUACCUUUGAUUGAUGGAUCCUCCAAGAUAAGGGUAGGAGUUGAAGCACUAAGAAGAAAGACAGUGAUGUUAUUGAUAUCAGACCCGCAGAUAUGUCAUGCAGAGCUCAUAAUUCUCGAACAAAUAUACAAUGAUGUCCAUCUAGGGAAGCCCGAGAGACCUUAUGAAAUGAUCUGGCUCCCGGUCCAUGAUACAACCCAAAGCAUGGGAUGGACUGAUACUAGGCAACACGAGUUCGAUCGGGUUAGGUCUUCAAUGCCCUGGUACUCCUUGUACCACCCUUCAUUUCUUGAUCCGGCAGCAAUCCAGUUCAUUAAGGAGCAGUGGCACUUUGAAAAAAAGAAACCGAUAAUAGUGGUAUUGGAUCAACAAGGGAAAGUUACCUGUCAAAACGCCAUCCACAUGAUGUGGAUUUGGGGAAUCACAGCCUUCCCUUUUACUAACAUCAGAGAAGCGGACUUGUGGGACUCAGAGAAAUGGACAAUCGAGUUCAUUGUGAAUGGGAUUGAUCCUACCGUGCUAGAUUGGAUAAGGGAAGACAAGUUUGUCUGCUUGUAUGGAGGUGAAGAUAUCAACUGGGUCAGAAUAUUCGCUACAACCAUGCAACGCGUAGUGCAGGAAUCCAAAACAAACCUAGAAAUGCUCUAUGUAGGAAAGAGCAACCCGAAGGAACAAGUGAAGAAUAUUAUAGACAUUAUCAUGAAGGAGAGACUAAGUCACUGUUGGCAAGAUCCCAUGUCCAUCAGGUUUUUCUGGGACAGGUUAGAAAGCAUGUGGUAUUCUAAGCUACAACACACUCGUUCCAUUGAUAAUGAUCCUAUGAUGCGCGAAAUUACAACAAUGCUUACAUUCGAUGGAAGUGGUGAUGGAUGGGCCAUUUUAACAAAAGGAUCAGGAGAAAUAGUGAAAGCUCAUGGAAGUAAAAUGCUAGAAGUACUAGCGAAAUUUAAUGAAUGGAAGACAAAUAUUGAACAACAUGGGUUCGCUCAAGCAAUAGCUAGAGCUUUAGACACGUACCCUAGUCAUGAGCAUUGCUCAUGCUUAGUACUUCCAGGAAUGACACCUGGGAAAACACAUGAACUUUCCUGUACAGAAUGUGGUCGUCCUAUGGAGUUGUACACUUUAUAUCAAUGUUGUGACAACUAAAAUAAUUAAACCCAACAAAUAGAUGCAAUAAUAAGAAAAACAGGCUAAACAGCAAGGAGACAUUGUACUAAUAAUUUUGUACCCCAUAUAUAAAAGCUCAAUAAUAUUCCCAAGUUAUGUCCAA
Molecule: messenger RNA, 2380 nt
Organism: Papaver somniferum (opium poppy)
Lineage: Eukaryota; Viridiplantae; Streptophyta; Magnoliopsida; Ranunculales; Papaveraceae
Product: protein SIEVE ELEMENT OCCLUSION B-like
Exons: 7
Coding region: 118-2256 (712 amino acids)
Biological process (GO): phloem development
Source: RefSeq, a predicted model, not a curated record